Loa loa (African eye worm) is the source of this 923-nucleotide messenger RNA. RefSeq lists its product as hypothetical. The record is from RefSeq and is a predicted model, not a curated record. The transcript is spliced from 6 exons. Bases 1 to 870 code for a protein of 289 amino acids. Lineage: Eukaryota; Metazoa; Nematoda; Chromadorea; Rhabditida; Onchocercidae.
AUGUGGUUGAGUGUAUUGUCACACACAAGAUUAUUAUUAAUAAUUGUACAGGUACUUGUAUUAUUUGUGGAACAAUUUUGUCAAGCAAUUCAAGCAAAGGGUAAUCCAUACGCCGUCAUUAUGGUUUCAUCUGCUCGAACUUCAACCCAUAAUCCACUUCGUUCAUUGGAAAAUGUUACCUUGUGGUGCCAGGCGGAAGAUCGAGGCGUAGUAGCACAAAUCAAAUCGGCGGUAUUUGUGCGAAAACGGGACGGUAUGAUGCUUAAAGCUGACAUAAGCAGUGAUCAUAAACGAGCUUAUCAUCAUUUCGGUUUAGCAGAUGUUGCUGAUUCUGGUAAUUAUGCAUGCAGGCUAAUGACAACUAAUGGAUUGAGUGUCAGUGGCAAUCAUCAAGUGUUCGUUCGUCCUGUGGUCCUAGCAGAUGUCGGACACUUUGAGCCACGGAAAAAUGAUCCAUUUUCAUUCGAUGGUAAUGGCAUUACGGUUGUUCGAGGCUCAUCAGCUGAAAUUACUUGUCCAGUGAUCGCUUUCCCAACACCUCGAUUUUCUUGGACAAAAGAUGGUAAAGAAUUCACUAUAAAAGACGAUCGUGUGAACAUAAAAAGUGAUGGGAAAAUAUUGAUUGAUCAAGUUAGGGAUAGUGAUAAAGGUGUAUAUGAAUGUACUGCAACAAACGAAUAUAUCGUCAAUGGCCAUACAGAAGCACAUCAAGUGAUGCUGGCCAGGAUGUUACGAGUUAAAAGUGAAUUGGCCUGGUUAUGGCCAUUGCUGGUGAUUAUUAUCAUUAUCCUAUUACUUAUGGUAGUAAUCAUAUUCGGUGAGUGCAGGACGAAACGGAACCAGCAGAAACUGUUGGAAACAGAAGACUAAUUGAGAAGGUGUAAAAGAAGUCAUUCUGUGCUCGUGUAGGUGUGGAUAAAUGG